AUGAUGCCUUUCCUACUUGCUAUGUCACCAAGAAGAGACCCAUCAGAUCGUCCGACUGGUGGAGCAUCAAACGAGGAAAAUUCGGAAAAUCGAUAUCAGAAAAAUCAGAAAAAUCAAUUGCCAAGUGACGGAUUUUCUGGUGGAGACGGUAUAAAAAUGGCUGACGACGAGGAGGAGAUUAUUCAAAAAAUCGAAGUGAAACCCGACGAAUUCAAUGGGCUGAUUGGUUCGAUUGCUGGAAAUUUGAUUCGGGAUAAGGUCGGUGGACCAGGUGGUGACAUCCUCGGUGGCCUCGCCAGCAACUUCUUCGGAGGUGGUGGCGGAGGCGGCGGCGGCGGCGGUUUCGGCGGUGGAAACGGAGGAUUCGGAGGAGGCGGUCAGAAUUACGGUGGCGGCGGCGGAGGAAAUAAUUACGGUGGUGGCGGUGGAAAUCAAGGUGGCGGAGGAUUCGGCGACAUUCUCGGUGGACUUCUAGGUGGCGGAGGUCAACGAGGCGGCGGCGGAGGUGGACAGAACUACGGAGGCGGCGGCGGAAACUACGGUGGCGGCGGUGGCAAUCAAGGAGGCGGUGGAGGUGGAUUCAACCUCAACGAUAUUGGAGGAAUCAUCAAUAGUAUGGGAGGUGGCGGCGGCGGUGGACAGAAGCAAGGAGGAGGUGGCUUCGGCGACAUCCUCGGUGGCAUCGGCUCUCUGAUCGGCGGUGGCGGUGGUGGCCAGUACAAUGGCGGUGGUGGAAAUGUGAAUCCGAAUCGUCUAAACGGUGGAAUGGUCAACAUUAUUGGAAAUCUGAUCGGCGAGGCCGCUCAUCGAUUCUUGGGUGUCGACCCAUCGACAGGAAGGAUCAUUGGAGCAGUGGCUGGAAAU
Messenger RNA from Caenorhabditis briggsae, 864 nucleotides. The transcript is spliced from 6 exons. NCBI's taxonomy places the organism in Eukaryota, Metazoa, Nematoda, Chromadorea, Rhabditida, Rhabditidae. The annotation marks the transcript as partial. The record is from RefSeq and is a predicted model, not a curated record.